This is a messenger RNA of Acipenser ruthenus (sterlet), 1681 nucleotides long. RefSeq names its product deoxyribonuclease gamma. Gene Ontology annotation, molecular function: DNA nuclease activity. Lineage: Eukaryota; Metazoa; Chordata; Actinopteri; Acipenseriformes; Acipenseridae. Bases 420 to 1292 code for a protein of 290 amino acids. The record is from RefSeq and is a predicted model, not a curated record. Gene Ontology annotation, cellular component: nucleus. The transcript is spliced from 10 exons. Gene Ontology annotation, biological process: DNA catabolic process.
AAAUGACUAAAUAAAAACAAUAGUAGUACAGCAUAAGCAAACAAUGAAAUUACUCUGCAGAAUCGAUACAGGUCCACUGACCAUCACACAAUACAUGAUGAUCAAUGGACCUGAAUGGACUCGGCCGCUAUUGUGAAACUGGGUACAAUGCAUUCUAGAGACCGCGCAGUGCUGACGAUGGGCUGACCCAGCAGAAUUUUUUUUUAAAAAGAGUACUCCUGUCUAAACAAAACAUCGACACAACUCCUGGUUUAAGAUCUGGUAGGAUUUCUGCGUUAAGCUCCUGAGUGCGGAGCGAAUUGGCACCCCUCAACAUUGCAAACUUCAAAACCAGGACCAAAGGACACAGUUGGAUAUUAAGAGAGGACAGAGGGAAGGAGACUCUUCUUCACACAGAGUGGUUGUAGCAAAAUCGCACAAUGAAACCUGCAGCGUUGCUUUCGUUCGUGUGUCUCUGCAACGUUGGGCUCUCUUUUAAAAUCUGCGCUUUCAACAUUCAAAGUUUUGGAGAGACCAAGGCUGGGAACAAGCAAGUUAUGACCACGUUAGUGAAGAUCAUCUCGCGCUGUGACGUGUGUCUCAUCCAAGAGGUGCGUGACUCCAAGGGUGAAGCUGUCCCGAUGCUCAUGAAGGAACUUAGCAAGUUUGAUAAAUCACACAACUACUCAUGGGUGGAGAGUAAAAGACUGGGCAAAACCAGCUACAAGGAGCAGUAUGUCUUUGUGUUCAGGGAUGACGUGCUGAGGGUUCGAGACCAAUUCCAGUAUCCGGAUUCUCAGCAAGGCGACUCGGAGGCCUUUUCCAGAGAACCCUUUGCUGUGCGUUUCCACUCCCCACACACAGCAGUGAAGGAUUUUGUCUUAGUGGCCCAGCACACUUGUCCAAAGGCGGCUGUCCGCGAGAUCGACGAGCUGUACCGGGUCUUCCAGGGAGUAAGGGGGCGCUGGAGAACACAGAAUAUCAUGUUUCUGGGUGACUUCAACGCUGCCUGCGGUUACGUCACAGCAAAAGACUGGGACGCGAUCCGUCUGCGUAAAAAUCCAGAUUUCAGCUGGCUGAUUGGUGAUGGGGAGGACACGACUGUGAGCGAGAAAACGCACUGUGCUUACGACAGGAUUGUGGUUCACGGAAAGGAGUUUUUGGAAGGGAUCGUGCCCAACUCUGCCAGACCGUUCAACUUCAAGAAGAGAUUCAGACUCACAGAGGAAGAAGCUCUGGAGGUGAGCGACCACUUCCCGGUUGAGGUGGAUUUGAAACCGAGCCCCAGACAGCCUCUUCACAGUGAGCUGUAAUGAACCCACGAGACCUAAUCAUGAGCAAGGCACACCACAGCUGGGAAACCGCCUUACCACACUAGAGAAACUGCCUGCGUCUGAUAGCUGUGUCCCACACGUUAGUUUCAACAAAAAAGUAAAGCAGAACCUGUCAUAUCCGAUCCUGUAGGAUCCCCUCUAUUAACAGAUGGACCCCGUUCACACAGGCUGCAUCUACCAACUGAACAGGACUGAUGGAAACUGAUCAAUGCACAAUUUAUUAGGGGGUUUAAAACAGUACAUUCAGCAGGUACCAGGACUGAAGUUGCAGACAAGAUGUUGCAUUUGGAAAUUCAGUUUCGAUUUUUACAUGCCGUCACUGAACUGUCCAGCUGAACCACAGUCAAUAAAACAAGGGAUUCAUCUAA